GCCCCAGGAGUUCCGCUGCAGGCUACACCUCCGGCCGCGGCCGGCUCCCGCUUCUUUGGCCGCCGCCGGAUCCCGCUCGACUCGACCGGCCCCCACCUGCUCCUCCGGCCGCCGCGUAACGUCUCCGCUCCGCUCAACCGGCCGCCGCCUAAGGGCUCCGCUCCGCUCCACCGGCCACCGUCGAGUCGCUCUGCACCUCCGGCCGCCGUCGACUCGCUCCACUCCACCACGUCCAGCUGCAGCACCAAUUCCAUCCGGCACAUCCCUGUGAAGAUGGCAAAAGAGAAAGCAAUUUGGGAUGUAGAAGCUACUGCUAUAUUUUGCAAACUUUGUGUGAUUGAGAAAGAAAAGGGGAAUAAGCCUCUGAAGUUCCUGAGUCCCGUUGGUUACAAAAACCUUGUUGAAGGUUUUUUUAGAGAAACAAGGAGAGAUAAUAACAAACAACAAUUCAAAAAUAAAUGGGAUAGUAUGAAGAAGGAGUACACCAAUUGGAUGACCUUCAAGAACAAAACAACAGGUUUAGGUUGGAAUGAUGAAGCGAACACUAUGGUAGCUGAUAAUGAUUGGUGGAAGAAAAUGGGAGAAGAAAACAAGGAGUUUCUGGCAUUUCGUAAACGUGGACCUGAGCAUUUGGAUGAGAUAAAGAGUUUGAUAGAUUUUAUCGUGAUGAGUACUACAUGCCAGGGGAUCUACUACCUCCACCUACUGGUCGGGUAUCUAAAAUUGUGCAUGGUGAUGAUGCUCUCAUGAAAGUAACCAGGGAGCGAAUAGCUGAUGGAUUAUUGGCAGCUACGGAUGGAGUUUAGUUUUACACACUACUUUCGGGUGAUGGUUGAUGUACGGUUAGGAUGAUGGUUGGUAAUUGAACGUUGCAUUUUGGAUGA
This is a messenger RNA of Lolium perenne, 884 nucleotides long. RefSeq names its product L10-interacting MYB domain-containing protein. The record is from RefSeq and is a predicted model, not a curated record. NCBI's taxonomy places the organism in Eukaryota, Viridiplantae, Streptophyta, Magnoliopsida, Poales, Poaceae.